This is a messenger RNA of Brassica napus (rape), 2891 nucleotides long. RefSeq lists its product as uncharacterized. Bases 478 to 1050 code for a protein of 190 amino acids. Lineage: Eukaryota; Viridiplantae; Streptophyta; Magnoliopsida; Brassicales; Brassicaceae. Gene Ontology annotation, biological process: DNA replication; DNA repair; DNA recombination. The record is from RefSeq and is a predicted model, not a curated record. Gene Ontology annotation, molecular function: DNA binding. Gene Ontology annotation, cellular component: nucleus. The transcript is spliced from 8 exons.
AUAAGAUGAUCUAGGCUUAUCUGUGACGCAUUAGCCAUCUCUUCUUAACGUUUUAGUUUCUCCUAAAUGAAACAAGUUUUCAUCUUUUAGCCAUAGCCAUUUUCUUAACGUUUUAAUUACUCCUAAAUGACAGUCAAGGAUCUGUUAGUGCGAACCGUCAGCUUAGGUUCAGGAAACGUCUCACCCGCAGCAACACUAGUUUCCGUUUGUGUGAUGCUCCUUUCUCGAUUCGGUUCAAUGAAGGAACCUCUCUUGAGAAGAUAACGCGCGUCUGCUAGGCCCAUACCUACGGAGCUUUUCCGAUUCAUGACAUAUGGUCGGAUACUUGAGCUCGCAAACACUGGGAAACAACUUCCUGGUAUGUAUUUUUAUGCUGAGUAGUUUUGUUCGGUUGUGAUAUAUCAUGUUCUAACGUUGCCCCCUUAAUUGGUGAGUUGAAUGCAAUCCGAAGCACAAUCACGGACCGUAUAGCAUGUGAUGCUCACUCUGCGUCUUGAAAGUGGUGAGAACGUUUGUGUGAGUAUGUUUGACUCGUUGGCGCUUGUAUUUCACACCAAAUUUGACAGCUAUGGGAGAGAGCCGAAAGUCAUAGUUGCUACAGGCCUGAAUCCUAAGAUAGUUGGGGGUCUUUUAUUUUUGAAUGCUACUUCCGCCACACAUCUCUACUUUGACUCUGAGACAGCUGCUCGGAAAAAACUGUUUGGCACCUUACCAGGUCAUGGAGCAGUCCCAGGAGGAUCUACUUCAAAGGUGGUUCAUGCACAGAAGAUUGAACCAAUGACCAUCUCCGAGCUUAACCAGUUUAUUAUCACGGCUGAUUCUCAGAUUAUAGAGUUUCUUUGCACCGCUAAGGUUACUGGUAUCCAGCAAGAUGAAGGUUGGAGUUAUAUUGGCUGCUCCGGGUGUUCAAAGAAACUUGUCCGAGAGAUAUCUUCUUUCACAUGUUUAUCAUGUAAUGAAACUAAUGCUGUUGCGGCACUCAGGUACCGAGUCGCAUUGGCUGUGUCAGACAACACUGAUACUGCAUCUUUCCUAGCUUUUGAUAUAUAGAUGGCUAAACUGACCAACAUUCAAGCUUCUGAGGCUGCUCAGAUUGUGGGGAUAGAGGUAGAUGCUCAGGUCGACACAGAACUUCCUCAGUCCCUUGCUGAUAUUGUUGGAAAAACCUACACUUUCCAGCUCAAAUGGAAUGAUUUCAAUUUCUCCUCGAAGCACCAGACCUUCACCAUAUCUCGCAUCUUUCCUCAGCGAGUGCUUGCGCCCAUGCCAGCCUUUGUGGUAACUGAAGGUGCAACUGUUCCCGCCGAUGCUCAGGCUGGAGAUUUGCCACAGGGAACAAUUUCCAACAUUGGAAUCACUUCUACUGGAGCAGAUAAGCCAACUACAUCUGAUGCUUCAACUGGUAAACGUCCACCACCGGCCAAAGACCAGGAUGAUGUCGACAAAACUGCCCCGAAAAAGGCACAUGUGGAAUGAGACCAUCACUCCACAGCUAGAACAACCACAACUGCUUCUGAUUCUAAUUAUGUUUUAGUGUUCCCAUUUUCCCGGUGGACUAUUUCUCUUUUUCUUUCAAAGCAAUGUGUUAUGCUUUAGUAUUUUCUAUAUGGUUCUGAACUAUUUGUCUUUGGCUUUUUUAAAAAUGUGGUUGUUCUUUAUAUUAUAUAAAUCUACUACUCUUUUUCGUUUUAAAAAAUGUGGUGGUUCUUUAUACUUUGCAGUCAUCCAACUUAAUUCAUUUAGCUUUACAACGGUUUUAAUCUUCUCCCUACCGAGCUUGGAAGUUUAUCCGAACUUUUUGUUACCAUAAGUUACAACAGUUUUAAUAUUCCAUUAACUUCGCAUUUAUACUUUAUGCUAUAAAAACAUUACAUUUUAACUACGAUCUAAACACACAGCCAUCAUAAUAUUAGAACAGAAUAAAACCAUGCUUCCUUGCAGUACAAGCAAAGAGACAGAUUCCCACCUUGAAAAAAAAACAAGACAGUUUCUAGCAGUAAUGUUUCUGGCAAGAAGCACAUCGAACAUGCAUCUCCAGAGACUGUUUCUCUUACGGUUUAGUUUCUGACUAGCCAUCCUAUUAAGCAUUAGUCAUCCCUGCAGGUGCAACAACCAAAUUCACUUGACAUUUCAUCAUCCUUUCCUUUAUAGAUUGGUUAUGAAAAUAUUCACGGAGCAGACUAUUUAGAUUUCAAUUACCAGAAGCAAACAUAUUAGUGUGUUGUGUAGAAGAAAAGAUUAACGAAACAGUGACUUCUUGCUUUUAAAAAUUGUUUCACCUUUAAUUAAUAGUAACUGGUAAAUGGUGUCUAUACAACUUAUAAUGCAAAUGAAAAGUAAUUUCAACUGACAGCCCUUACAGACGUAUAUACUCAUAUUUUUCCUCUUCACUGUUCUGAUGCAAACUCUCUAACUACGAUUGCUCAACAAAGGAAGUUCCCAGAAGACAUGGUGAAGGCUCAAGUUGAAGUAAAAGGCAAAGCAAGGAGAGGGAGACCUCCCAAAAACAUUAAUGUUUCUGAAGGUUCUACAGCAUCAUCAUCAUCAUCUAUAACCAAAAAAAGCCAUUAAAAAAAAAUUGGUAAGUCCUAAACAAACUUCAUCCUUUACUUUACAACUAAGUAUUAUGACAGAUUCAUGUUCUUUAAACUCUGGUCGUCCAGCACCUAAUCUACACAGACCUUGGUUUCAAGAGCAACAUCUAUCACUCACACCAUCAACCUUAAUCGGCCAACUAUCAGAUGAAGCUCUCUUGGCUGGUAAAUCAUCUGCAAUGCUUAUAUGUUAUCAAAUCUGUUUCCAGAUUUUGUUUCACACACUUCCCUGGACUCUUUUCCCAUAACAGUGGCUAAUGGAAGACAAGCCGGACAGAGAAGACAACAAAUCCGCAG